AGCUCAAGGGAUUUUAAAAAAAAUCCUCGGUACGCCUCAGUUUGGCAGUCGCGACUAACGAGUGAUUACAAAAGUGAAUAUUUCUGUGAAUAACUAGAUUUUCCUAUUCGCUGUGAAUUCUAAAAUUGUUUUGUGAAGAAACAUCCGCCGUCUCCGCCCCAUACAUCAAAGAUGUUCAUUGGUAAAACUGCAGCAUUCCUGGUCAUCGCAAUUCUCUGCAAUGUCACCCUAGCUGAAUCUGAAAAUCAGUAUGUCAAAAAUAUUGUGAAAGGUCCUGGGAUCUUCUUCGACCCUGUUGGCACACUAAAGAUAAUAAACGACCAAUUUCAUAUUGUAAUUCCCGUAGAGAUCAUUCCCAUACAAAAUCAUAUAAUGGACAUAAAUAAAGUGUUCAAUAAUGUUCAGUCUUAUUGUCAGAGAAGCGAAGUAAUUGGUGUUUCGCAAUGUCAUAACUUAUUGCAACCUUUAGAAGCAAUCCUUAAAGAUCUCCAACGUGACUUUAAUGCCGUUUCACAUCUAGUAUCCGAUAAUUACGUUUCGAAAAGAUCCGCAUGGUUUUCCGGAAUAGGCACUGUAUUUAAACACAUAUUCGGUACCUUGACCGAAGAUGAUGCGAAGACCUAUGAAGACGCUAUUAAAACUCUUUAUGAAAAUGAUAAAAAGAUUUCAGGAACAUUGAAGAAAACCGUAAUUGCUUCCCAAUCUGCCAUUUCCAAUAUAAAUCAAUCCUUACAUGAAAUGAACCUUAAUCAAGCAAAAUUGAAUGGUGUCGUCAAACAAUUAGCGUCUUCGGUAUCCAAUAUAACAAAUGCUUUUAAUGAAGUUAACUUUAGGAAUAAUUUUUAUAACAUUUUAAAUAUUUUACAAUCAAGCUUACUGACUUUAUCAUUUAAGGUGGAAGACUUACUUAACUCCAUUUUACUCAUUAAAAGUAACACAUUGCAUCCUUCAGUUCUAACCCCGAACCAAAUGUACAAUGAUAUUGUAAAUAAUUUUAAGUUACUACCUAAGUACAGAGAUUUUCCUGUAAUCAUAGAUAUAAGCAAUAUUCAUAUUCUAAUUAAUAUAGCCGAUUUAACUUGUUACUAUUUCAAUGAAAAAUUAAUGUUUAUUGUAAAGAUUCCACUCGUAACCUUAGAACAUUUUAAUAUCUAUAAAACUGUACCAUUGCCGAUUCCACAUACGGAGGGUAAUUUAAAUUCUUUCGCUAUGAUCCUCCCUUCGGAACAAUUUUUAGCCUUGAGCACAGAUAAACUAUCUUAUAUCUAUCUCAAAGAUUUAAAUGAUUGUAAAAGCAUACUUACUGAUACUUACCUUUGUGAAAUAACUGAUGUCUACGCAGUACUUAAUAAUCCUUCAUGUGAAAUCGAAAUAAUUACUAAAGCCUUAACUACCCUUCCGGAAAAUUGUCCUGUUAAGGUUAUGUUUGGUGAUUUAGAUAUUUGGCAUAAGCUAAAUAAUAACAAAUGGAUAUUUGUACAAUCAAAAUCCACUAAAUUGUCUAUUGAAUGUAAUCAAAAUGUAUCUGAGUUAGUUAUAUCCGGUACAGGUGUACUAAGUCUACCAAUAGAUUGUGUAGGUUUUCAUAAAAACCUUAAGUUGGUGACUAAAGUGUAUCCUAAAACAUAUGUACCCGCUGUAUCCUCGAAUUUUGAUAUUAUUAACGAUGAUUGUUGUAAAAGUGUAAACAAAUUAAGUAAUAACAUUUCUAUUCCAAAAAUCAAGAUUAUUAACCUUGAUAAUUUAAAAUCAAUUAAAGCUAUUUCAGACAUGUCAAUGGAGGAUCUAAAUAAGAUCAAGAAUCCUAAUAAUUUUAAUAAUCAUGUUAGCUUUCCUAUUUUAAGUAUUUUCUCUGUAAUCUUAGUUAUUAGUUUUGUUUUUGUAUAUUUUUAUAAGAAAGGCAAAUGUUCAAGAAAACUCCAAGUUUCCAAUAAUAUCCCGGUUGAGCAAGAUAAUAAUCUGGCAAACCAGAGUAAUCCUUCAGUAGCCCGCUUGCGAGUUUGUUAAAUAUUAAGUAAACUUACAAAUAAACCGUAAGUUUCCUCAUAACGAGGGGGUUGUUAUAUAUUUAAAACCUUAGAGACAACCCUAUGUCAGCCUCUAUUUUAGCAAGCUUGCAUUCUCCUAUUCAACUGCCAUGAGCAUUAUCUUUCAGCUUAAAGUUAGUCCCAUUUUACGAUUCAAACCGAGCAGUUGCCUUUCUAAAUCUGAUUUUCUAAA
This is a messenger RNA of Pieris napi, 2220 nucleotides long. RefSeq lists its product as uncharacterized. The record is from RefSeq and is a predicted model, not a curated record. The transcript is spliced from 2 exons. The coding region runs from base 172 to 2007 and encodes 611 amino acids. NCBI's taxonomy places the organism in Eukaryota, Metazoa, Arthropoda, Insecta, Lepidoptera, Pieridae.